AUGGCUGGCAUGGGCUCCACUGUAGUGGCCCGCAGGGUGAUGCUGGGCUUGCUGCUGGCCUCUCUGGCUGGCUCUUCCUCACUGAACGGCGAGUGCCCGCAGCUUUGUGUCUGUGAGAUCCGUCCCUGGUUUACCCCCCAGUCGACCUACCGAGAAGCCACCACGGUUGACUGCAAUGACCUCCGCUUAACCAGAAUCCCCAGCAACCUCUCCACGGACACGCAGGUGCUGCUCCUGCAGAGCAACAACAUCGCAAAAACGGUGGAUGAGCUGCAGCAGCUCUUCAAUCUGACCGAACUGGACUUCUCCCAGAACAACUUCACCAACAUCAAGGAGGUGGGGCUGGCCAACCUGACCCAGCUCACCACUCUGCACCUGGAGGAGAAUCAGAUCGCCGAGAUGACGGAUUACUGCCUGCAGGACCUUGCCAACCUCCAGGAGCUCUACAUCAACCACAAUCAGAUCAGCACCAUUUCUGCUAACGCCUUCUCAGGCUUGAGAAAUCUCCUGAGGCUCCACCUGAACUCCAACAAACUCAAAGUCAUCGACAGCCGCUGGUUUGACUCGACACCAAACCUGGAGAUCCUCAUGAUUGGCGAAAACCCUGUGAUCGGCAUCCUGGACAUGAACUUCAAACCCCUCUCGAAUCUGAGGAGUUUAGUCCUGGCGGGGAUGUUUCUCACCGACAUCCCCGGCAAUGCCUUGGUGGGCUUAGACAGCCUGGAGAGCCUGUCUUUUUAUGACAACAAACUCAUCAAAGUCCCCCAGCUUGCCCUGCAGAAAGUUCCAAACCUGAAAUUCUUAGACCUCAACAAAAACCCCAUUCACAAAAUCCAAGAAGGGGACUUCAGGAACAUGCUGCGGCUGAAGGAGCUGGGCAUCAACAACAUGGGGGAGCUGGUGUCCGUGGACCGUUACGCCCUGGACAACCUGCCGGAGCUCACCAAGCUGGAGGCCACCAACAACCCCAAGCUCUCCUACAUCCACCGCUCGGCGUUCCGAAGCGUUCCUGCCCUGGAAAGCCUGAUGCUCAACAACAAUGCGCUGAACGCCGUUUACCAAAAGACGGUGGAGUCUCUCCCCAACCUGCGAGAGCUGAGCAUCCACAGCAACCCCCUGAGAUGUGACUGUGUCACUCACUGGAUCAACUCCAACAAGACCAACAUCCGCUUCAUGGAGCCCCUGUCCAUGUUCUGUGCCAUGCCCCCCGAAUACAGAGGGCAGCAGGUGAAGGAGGUCUUAAUCCAAGACGCGGGGGACCAGUGCCUGCCCAUGAUCGCUCACGACUCGUUCCCCAACCACUUAAACAUGGAUAUCGGCACCACGGUCUUCCUCGACUGCCGGGCCAUGGCUGAGCCAGAGCCUGAGAUUUACUGGGUCACUCCUGUAGGAAGUAAGAUAACUGUGGAAACGCUUUCGGAUAAAUACAGGCUGAGCAGCGAAGGCACGUUGGAAAUAGCUAACAUACAGAUUGAAGACUCGGGGAGAUACACGUGUGUUGCCCAGAACAUCCAAGGGGCAGACACUAGAGUGGCGACGAUUAAGGUUAACGGGACCCUGCUGGAUGGCACCCAGGUGCUGAAAAUCUACGUCAAGCAGACGGAAUCUCACUCCAUUUUAGUGUCCUGGAAAGUUAAUUCCAAUGUCAUGACGUCCAACUUGAAAUGGUCCUCUGCCACCAUGAAGAUCGACAACCCCCACAUAACGUACACGGCCAGGGUCCCAGUGGACGUCCACGAGUACAACCUGACGCACCUGCAGCCUUCCACAGACUACGAAGUGUGUCUCACGGUGUCCAACAUCCACCAGCAGACUCAGAAGUCGUGUGUGAACGUCACGACCAAAACUGCCGCCUUCGCGCUGGACAUCUCCGAUCAAGACGCCAGUACAGCCCUCGCCGCGGUGAUGGGGUCCAUGUUUGCCGUCAUCAGCCUCACGUCCAUCGCUGUGUACAUUGCCAAGCGGUUCAAGAGGAAAAACUACCACCACUCAUUAAAAAAGUACAUGCAGAAGACUUCCUCUAUCCCACUCAACGAACUGUACCCACCGCUCAUUAACCUCUGGGAGGGAGACAGCGAGAAGGACAAGGAGGGCUCUGCAGAGCCCAAGCCUGUGCAGGUGGACACGUCCAGGAGCUACUACAUGUGGUGACCCCCACCCCAACCGGGCAUUCUGCUUCUGGUAGGAAGGAGCACAAAGACAUUUUUGCUUUAUUAUGCAAAAGUAACAAGUUGAAGACUUUUGUAUUUUUGACUCUGCUAGUUCGUGGCAGAGUGGAGAGGACGGGUGGAUGUUUUGGAAUUUUAUUAUUAUUAUUAUUAAUAUUACGAUGAUGAUGAUUAUAGAGCAUUGCAAGGGUUUGGCACAGCCAGCAGCAGCUCCAGGCUUCCAUGCUGUGGUUCAUUUUAUUCCUCUCAUUGUUGUGAUUCUAUUAUGACGAUGAUUACUUUAGGUAUCACUGCAAUGCUCCAGAACUCCAGUCAGUGCCAGGCCGGGCUGCCCUGAGCUUUCGCCAGUAGCACAGCCCUUCUUCUGAAGCCAUCCCAGAAUGCACCACGGCCUCCACAGAGCUGCCCUGCAGAUGGGACUGUGGACUUGAACCUCAAGAGGCUAAGUGUAGGCGUGUCAACUUCCUUGAAUGUUAGUCGACUGUACUGUAAUGUUGUAUCAACUGAACUGAAUUUUUGCCUUUGAGUAUGAUUUCUCUCUCUCUCUUUAAUAGUUAAUGAGGCUUAGAAUAAGCUAUCAGGCAAUAGAAAUAUGUAAGCCAGAGGUUUGUUUUUUUUUUUAAUGUAACACACUACAUGUUAAUUGUUACCGUUACCUUAUUCUUUUUAUCUUUAGUAGACACUUUUAAAGGAAAAGACAAUAAUUUUGUUGUGUUUCACUCACCAACAUGUGGUGUGUAAUGAAGACAGAACUAUAAUAAAUUAGUUUUGUUCUGAUUUUUUAGAACAGUUGCAAUAAUGUAUUAUUUAUAGUUCUUGCUAGUUGAAGUAGUAACAUUUUUCACACUUAAUGAACACAACCAAAAUAAAUCAGCUACAGCAUGUUGCUUUUUAAAACUAGGCCCUAAUACGUUUUGAACUCAUUUUCUAAAGG
Molecule: messenger RNA, 3102 nt
Organism: Ochotona curzoniae (black-lipped pika)
Lineage: Eukaryota; Metazoa; Chordata; Mammalia; Lagomorpha; Ochotonidae
Gene: LRRN1
Product: leucine rich repeat neuronal 1
Exons: 1
Coding region: 1-2151 (716 amino acids)
Molecular function (GO): protein binding
Source: RefSeq, a predicted model, not a curated record